Molecule: messenger RNA, 2128 nt
Organism: Osmerus eperlanus (European smelt)
Lineage: Eukaryota; Metazoa; Chordata; Actinopteri; Osmeriformes; Osmeridae
Gene: sgk2a
Product: serum/glucocorticoid regulated kinase 2a
Exons: 13
Coding region: 194-1279 (361 amino acids)
Biological process (GO): protein phosphorylation
Cellular component (GO): cytoplasm; nucleus
Molecular function (GO): ATP binding; protein serine/threonine kinase activity
Source: RefSeq, a predicted model, not a curated record
CAUGACGUGACCUCUGCGGAGCUUUGCUAUCUUUGAUGAUGCAGGCAAGGCAGCAGCACUCCGAGCUGUCUUCGACACACGGCCCACCGGAGCUCGCCCCAGACAGUUCACCGACUGCGCUUCCCUGACUGCACCUGUAUCAGCCACAGACUCUGAUGUAAGCGCCUCAGUGGGCAAGGAAUGGACCAGGACCAUGGCAAAUUGUAACCCACACAGAUCACCAUCCUCCUCUAGUGAUGAAGUCAACCUGGGGCCCUCUGCUAACCCACACGCCAAGCCCACUGACUUUGACUUCCUGGCCGUCAUUGGUAAAGGGACCUUCGGAAAGGUCCUGCUUGCCAAACUCAAAGCCGACAACAAAUUCUAUGCUGUCAAAGUUCUCCAGAAGAAGGUCAUCCUGAAGAAGAAAGAGCAAAAGAACAUCAUGGCAGAGAGGAACGUCCUCUUGAAGAGCCUUAAACACCCCUUCCUGGUGGGGCUCCACUACUCCUUCCAGACCCCAGAGAAGCUCUACUUCGUCCUGGACUACGUCAAUGGAGGCGAGCUGUUCUUCCACCUGCAGAGAGAGAGGUGCUUCUCUGAGCCCAGAGCCAGGUUUUAUGCUGCUGAGGUGGCCAGCGCUAUCGGCUACCUCCACUCCCUCAACAUCGUUUACAGAGAUCUGAAGCCAGAGAACAUACUCUUAGAUUCUCAAGGCCACGUGGUGCUGACAGACUUUGGGCUGUGUAAAGAAGGGGUGGAGCCAGAGAGCACCACCUCUACCUUCUGUGGAACCCCAGAGUACCUAGCCCCUGAGGUCCUGAGGAAGGAGCCGUAUGACAGGACAGUGGACUGGUGGUGUUUGGGAGCUGUGCUGUAUGAGAUGAUCUACAGUCUGCCUCCGUUCUACAGUCGCGACGUGUCUGAGAUGUAUGACGGGAUCCUGCACAAGCCCCUCCCCCUGCCCCCGGGGAAGUCUGACGCCCUGUGCAGCCUCCUCCUGGCUCUGCUGCAGAAGGACCAGCGCAGACGCCUUGGGGCCAUCGCAGACUUUCUGGAAAUAAAGAACCACAUGUUUUUCUCACCAAUAAACUGGGAUGACCUGUACCACAAGAGGAUCACUCCUCCAUACAACCCCAACGUUAAAGGUCCAGCUGACACGCAGCACAUCGACCCAGAGUUCACCAGGGAGGUGGUGCCAGGCUCGGUGGGCCGGACUCCAGAGAUGACCACCGGUGCCAGCAGCUCCAACGCCUUCAACGGCUUCUCCUACGUCUCCAGUGAUGACAGCUACCUCUGAGACCAGGAACCUCCACAAGAAAGCAUCACACCGUCACUAAAUUCACAUUUGAUCGGGACUUCCUGCUGCCCUGGCAUUUCCUUCUUGUUUCUGUAUGUUCUUUGUUCUGUGGAAGCAGGGAAGCUGCAUUGGCCUCUAUAGAACUAGAAUGCAAAAGAUUCUGUAUUCAUCUUUCUCUUAUGGGUGGAAUAGCGGAGCGUCCAUCUUUGAUGUGGACUGUCGUCUAGACAUCCACAGCAGACACGGAUGUGUUGUUGAGGGCAGGAGUAGGCACGUUUUCAUGAAGAUCGACCUCUGGACUGCUACCCAUGUUGCCUGUUUCUAUGCUGAUAGUCUUAGCUAGGAGUAAAGGUUCUUGAAUGCACAUUUCAGGACAAUUUGGUGUCUUUCACAUCUUAGACUGAUGUUUAGACAUUAAAUAACAGACUGAAUUAUCCUUUCUUGUAGAGUUGGCAUGGAGACUUUAUCAAAUUAAUUAUUUAUCCUGCAUGUAAAUAUUCUUUAGCUACUGUAUCUGGAACCAAUAAAAACGUUUAAAAUUAAUGUUCUUUUAAUGGAACUCAAUGUAUUGAUGUUAAUAAUUGAUUUGGAUUGUCUGUAUUAAUCUAAUGUGCAGGGUUCUUUUGUUGUCAUGACUAUGUUCAGAACCAGGCCUUCAGUGACGCACAGACGUGUGUGUACAUAGACAACUUUCCUCUCAGUCAGACAUCUUGUCGUGAAUAUUUACCAGGUCUUGAAGAUGUGUAAAAGGAACACAGAAGGUGAUAGGUUCAUAGAUUUUGGAUGUUUCUAUUUUAUUGUCAAAUAAAACAUAACACAAUAAAGCAAUAAACAUGCAAACCACCUAAA